Messenger RNA from Eurytemora carolleeae, 1577 nucleotides. RefSeq names its product 26S proteasome non-ATPase regulatory subunit 12 (gene Rpn5). The record is from RefSeq and is a predicted model, not a curated record. The transcript is spliced from 15 exons. Lineage: Eukaryota; Metazoa; Arthropoda; Copepoda; Calanoida; Temoridae. Bases 21 to 1487 code for a protein of 488 amino acids. Gene Ontology annotation, cellular component: proteasome regulatory particle, lid subcomplex; nuclear proteasome complex; cytoplasm.
UUUCAGAAUAAAGAAUAAAGAUGACUGCUAGCCAGGAGAAAACCAGCUCUAGCCCGAAGAAGAAGCAGGAUGAUAAAACCAGGGAGGAGAAGAUCAAUGAGAUUAUUGCGGAUGGAGGAACCAUCGUUAAGAUGGAGGUUGAUUACUCCGCUACUUGUGAUGAGAAGCUUCCUAUUGCUGAGUCUCUAGCUGACUCAGGAAAGCUUAAUGAAGCUCUUGAUAUGCUUCUUGCUCUAGAGAAACAAACCAGAACUGGUUCUGAUACUCACAGCUCAGGACGAAUUCUGGUUCUUAUCGUUAAGCUCUGUGCUAAGGCUGGAGAAUGGAAUAUGCUGAAUGAGAAGAUCCUGGAGCUGACUAAGAAAAGGUCCCAGCUCAAGAUGGCUGUGGCUAAGAUGGUUGGAGAGUGCUGCACUUUCCUUGACUCUACUCCUGAUAAACCUACUCUACUUAAACUCAUUGAUACUCUCAGAACCGUUACAACAGGUAAGAUCUAUGUUGAGAAUGAGCGUGCUAGGUUGACCCACAGGUUAGCUAAGAUCAAGGAGGAGGAAGGGGAGAACCAAGAAGCUACUAAACUGAUGCAGGAUCUUCAAGUAGAAACAUACGGUUCCAUGGAGAGGAGGGAGAAGGUUGAAUUGAUCCUGGAGCAGAUGCGUCUGUGCCUGUUGACCCACGACUACAUCAGAUGCCAGAUCAUCUCCAAGAAGAUCUCCAUCAGGUUCUUCGAGGACGGGAAGCAGGACGAGCUGAAGCUGAAGUUCUACCAGUAUAUGAUAGAACAGAGUUUACAUGAUCAGGAUUAUCUUGGAAUAUGUAAACAUUACAGAGCUGUUUACAAUACUGGAUCCAUACAGGCGGAUGAGGAGAAGAAGCUGACCGCUAUGAAGAAUGUUGUCCUCUACGUUGUACUUGCCAAGUAUGAUAAUGAGCAGAGUGAUCUUAUUCACAGGAUUGAAAAGGAGAAAAUUCUUCAAGAUUUGCCCAGGUAUAAGCAGGUUGUUGAGAGGUUUACAACCAUGGAGCUGAUAAACCAGGCGGGGUUCUGCCAGCAGUUUGAGAAGGAGCUCAGGGACGGGGUGGAGGGAAACCAACCUACCGGAGUAUUCCCCAGGAAUGAGGAGGGAGAUGCUAGAUGGAAGGAUCUGUUCUCUAGAAUUGUGGAACAUAACAUUAGGAUCAUGGCUAAAUAUUACACCAGAAUAAGUUUAAGCAGGAUGGCUGAACUUCUGGCACUGCCUGAAAGCAAGGCCGAGGAUUGUUUAUCUGACAUGGUAGUGUCUGGUGCUGUAUCUGCUAAGACGGAUAGGCUGGAGGGAAUUAUUGACUUCAGCCAACAAACGGACCCCCUGGAGAACCUGAAUGAAUGGAGUUCUAACACAAACAAACUGAUGGAACUCGUCAUGAAGACAACACAUCUCAUCAACAAGGAGGAAAUGGUGAAUAAGCAUCUACUGUCAGGAGGAGGAGCUGUUCAGGCUGAGUAAAAUAAUUCAAACAAUUGUGGAAUAUUCAAUACUAAUGUAAUUUUAUGAACAAAUUUCCUAGUGGACAAUAAAUAAAAAACCCAUCUGAAA